AUGCGCUUGCGCGGUAAGUGGAAAUUUCAUGUGGGCGCCAUUCACGAUAUCUGGGAUGCUCUUCGUACGGCGGCUCUUCACUUAAUCUGGAAAGACCGCAAUCGAUGCUUGUUUGAUGGACGGUUGCCUACGCCGGAACUCCCUGCAUUGUCAGCCAUCUUCACGACUUUGGAGGCGCACAUCCGUUUUUUUUCACGACAUAUUUACGAGCGAGACCAGUUGUCGGCCUUGUUCAUGAUCGUGCGCGUGAUGAAAACUUACUCUUUACCCGGACUCUUUACGCAUAUGGACACUGAAUUUACGGCCGACCUCCACGGUUGCAAGUGGCUCGAGCGGGAAGGUAUGGCGGUACCAUCCCAGAGGUCACUGGUUCGAUCCCCGGCAGGGACGGAAGUUAAGCCUUAG
Peronospora matthiolae is the source of this 405-nucleotide messenger RNA. NCBI's taxonomy places the organism in Eukaryota, Oomycota, Peronosporomycetes, Peronosporales, Peronosporaceae. The record is from the annotation of a GenBank genome assembly.